ACCAGUACCAAUCAGCGGUCUCCUGUAGCAACAGCGCGCGUGCGGAGUUCAGGAGUUCGUUGGAGAUGUUAAUUCUGCUGUAACGGGUAUGGCUCAGCAUUUCUUUGGACAUACUGGUGCUGCUUCGUUUCAGUCAACACCUAAAGCAGGUCAUCAACGUUUAUCAUCAGUGAAGGUUCCAGAAGAGGGACAAAUUUUAGACAAUGAGGGAACAACUCAAACAAUGUCAUUUGUAACCUUUGAUGACAGCCAUGAGCAGCAAAGUGAGGACUCGGGCAUAAAUGUUUCACUCAGAAGUUCACCACUACGUGAAGUGGAUGACAGCAUUGUGUCCGCUCCUGUUACUGCAAGAAUUGAUGAGAUUGGGAAGAAAGCACAAGACCUUAUUGAGAGGAUCAAUCAGAGCCGUUCCAUGGAUCAAAAACUCAUGAACAGCUUUGAGGAAAAGCUAAUGAAGAAGGUGAGUGAAAUGUGCCAACAGGUGAAAGAGCAGAUGUUUGAGUAUUAUGACAAACACAGUCAAGAGAUGGAGACAAAGAUUGGUGAGCUCACUGAGGUGUUGGAGCGCAGUAGUCAGCUUAGCAUGGAGCUCCAGGAGGCCAGCCAAACACUAGCAGCUAUAAACAAGGGUUUGCAGUAAACCCUGGCCGGUAGAUAUGCAAUGACACACGAUGCAUGACACAGUCCUUAAUGUAUGUCCACUGCAAAAGGUCUGAAUAGCUGGAACAAGCUCAUAGUGCACAGUGAAGAAGUAUAAUUGUAAGGAAAUGUAGUCUGUACUUAAUUAACAUGAUACAAAUGUCUUCAGUUGUCAAAAAGGACUGGAUGAUAGUAAUUUCCAUACCACCAGCAAUCACACUUACUGGUAGCAGUACCAAAGUAAUUGCUUAACAUUCAGAGGAAAAACACUGGACAAUACAUGCUGUGUAACACAGUAGAAUAGAAAAGUAUCAGAGCUGUGUUGAAAAAUUGUAUUUGGCAGGAAGGCAGCAUCAGUAAAACCCAGCAAGGUUUUGUUAAAAUGUGUAAUUGAGAGUGCUAUGAGGUAUAAAAGACUGGAAAGAUGUAAUAUGAAAUGCUUUAUUCUGAAUUAAUAUGUUUUUAUUAAACUUGUUUCUGUUUAUUGGAAGCUAUUAAACUAUUUGUGCUUUAUCUCA
This is a messenger RNA of Trichomycterus rosablanca, 1157 nucleotides long. RefSeq names its product synaptonemal complex central element protein 2 (gene syce2). Lineage: Eukaryota; Metazoa; Chordata; Actinopteri; Siluriformes; Trichomycteridae. The record is from RefSeq and is a predicted model, not a curated record. Gene Ontology annotation, cellular component: central element. Gene Ontology annotation, biological process: synaptonemal complex assembly. The transcript has 5 exons. Bases 89 to 640 code for a protein of 183 amino acids.